Trichoderma asperellum CBS 433.97 is the source of this 1543-nucleotide messenger RNA. RefSeq lists its product as uncharacterized. The record is from RefSeq and is a predicted model, not a curated record. Gene Ontology annotation, biological process: DNA-templated transcription initiation. NCBI's taxonomy places the organism in Eukaryota, Fungi, Ascomycota, Sordariomycetes, Hypocreales, Hypocreaceae. Gene Ontology annotation, cellular component: RNA polymerase I complex.
GCGAGUCCUGGUUCGACGGCCUGGUUUGCGACAAAAUGUCCGCCUCAAUUGCGUCGCCCGAGCCGGCGAUUUCAAAGCCAGAAAAGAAGCAUAAGAAAGAUAAAGCAUCCAAAUCAGAAAAGAAGCGCGACAGAGACGAAGAAGCAAUUGCCGACGGCACCCGCAAGCACAAGAAAUCGAAGAGCGCAUCUGUCGAGGAAAACAGAGAUGACGAACCCGAGGCCUCUCAAUUAGCAGCUGGCGAUGAUGAGUUAGCGCACAAGAAGAAGAAAAAGGAGCAUAAGAAAAAGCAGAAAGAAGAGGAGAAUGAUGCGGAGGAUGCUAGUGGAGAGAAGAAGAAGAAGAAGAAGUCAAAGAAGCAUGCGGACGAAGACGAGGAGGAAGCCGAGAAGCCUUCAGCUGCCGAUGCCAAUGCCGAUGCCGAUGCCGAUGCAAGCGCAAUGGAUGUCGACCAGGCCUCUGAGCAACAAACAUCUUCUGGAAUAUACCAGCCCCCCGACAUGCCCGCCAAACCUCAGUUCCCAUUCUAUAGCCAGACAGUUUCUCUCUACGAACCCAUAUACCCCACCGGCUGGUCACAGCCAGUAACGAGCAGCGAGUACCAGCACCUACAGCAUCUCAAGAACAAAUACGUUCCCUCUCUGCGUGGCGUCCUCAUUAGCUACAAGAAUGUGGCGCUGGGCGAGAACCCGGGGCGCACAGGUGCUGCAACAUCAGACGACGACCCAAGCAUCCUGAAAUCCGUCAACGAGUACGCCGUCGGUUUUGGCUGGAUCACCGCCGAAGUCGAGCUGUUCGUUCCUAGCCGCGGUGCCUGGAUGGAAGGCAGCAUCAAUCUCCAGACAGAAGGCCACAUUGGUGUCGUUUGCUUUGGCCAAUUCAACGCAUCGAUUGAAGCUAGACGUCUGCCAUCUGCCUGGAAAUGGGUCUCCAACGAGGAUCCGGAGGCCCAUGGCAUGGAAGAGACUGCAUCAGUGAUUACCGCCGACGACCAUGGAGUAGUGCGCCAGAUUCACAGCACCGGUUUCUGGGUUGAUGGAAGCGGAAAGAAAGUUAAGGGCAAGAUUCGCUUCCGCAUUCGCAAUUUCGAUGUCGGUGUUAGCGGCGAGACGAGUUACCUCAGUCUGGAGGGCACCAUGCUUGAUAAGGAGGCUGAGAAAGCUCUUGUAAGAGAGGAAGCCGCAACAGCUGCGUUGAGGAGGGGAAAUAAGGGCCGCAACGCCCACCGAAGAAGAGCGCCAGAGUUUGCCAUGACACGGUUUAUGGACGAGACAGAGAGGCCGGCUGAGGAAGCAGUGGCGGCCGCGGAGUAAGGGGCAACUUGUGAAAAUUAUGGGCUGGAACGUCGAGUGGCUGUAGAGGAGGUGAACUACCUUGGUAACGGGGGGGCAUGCUUUUGGAGUUUGUUAUGAUACCCUCCUUAGACGGGGGCUUGUCACAAUAUUAUUGAGCGAUCAUGAUUUGAGAAUUAAUAGGAAGCAAAAAAGUAUUCCAUUGCUAAGCAUCAGAUGUUUACGCUAUGUAUGCCGAGGAAUGAGCAAUC